UAUUCACCAAAAAUGGCUGUGAGUUUCCCCCUUCCAUCAUAUUUCACAGCUAUAUUCAUUAUAAGCCGUUUGAUGUCCAUCGUAGGGAUAUCAAAGCACUGGAAUAUCAUGAACAUUUUGCCUAAGCUCCCACCCCUUGAUGUUGCAGACAAACUCUCCGUCGACCCUUCGGCCGUCGAAUCAGCCUCUCAAGACUUCGGCCACAUCGUGAGAUCGGUUCCGAGAGCGGUUCUUUUCCCUUCGUCGGUCGACGACAUUGCCACUCUCGUGAAAUUUAGCUACGACAGCUCGGUCCCGUUCACCUUGGCGGCCCGAGGGCAUGGCCAUUCCGUCAGGGGCCAAGCGAUGGCGGAAAACGGGGUCGUCGUCGACAUGACGUCGAUGAAAAAGCACCGGAACGGGACCGGAAUCCGAGUCUCGAGUGAUCGGCUUUACGCCGAUGUAGGCGGUGAACAGCUCUGGUUCGACGUGCUGAAUGAGACAUUGAAACACGGCGUUGCACCCGUUUCGUGGACCGAUUAUUUGCACCUUACCGUAGGUGGAACGCUCUCCAACGCUGGAAUUAGUGGCCAAAGCUUUCGAUACGGUCCUCAGAUUAGUAACGUUUACGACAUGGAUGUUAUAACAGGAAAAGGCGACAUUAUAACAUGCUCUCCCAAGAACAACUCGGAGCUAUUCUACGCUGUUCUCGGAGGUUUAGGCCAGUUCGGAAUAAUAACCCGAGCUAGAAUCCCACUCGACCCAGCACCGAAAAGGGUCAAGUGGGUACGAAUGUUGUACAAUGAUUUCACUGCUUUCACUAGAGACCAAGAGCUUCUAAUCUCCACCAAUGGAAGAAGAGACAGCAGUGCAUUGGAUUAUGUAGAGGGUUCAAUUAUGAUGGAUCAAGGCUCACCGGAUAGCUGGAGAUCAUCUUUUUUUCCACCCAAAGAUCACAAAAGGAUAGCCUCUCUUAUCACCAAUCAUGGUAUCAUUUACUGUCUUGAAGUUGUCAAACAUUAUGAUGAUCAAAAUGAAGACACGGUGGACAAGGAUUUGCGACAGGUUUUGGAAGGUUUGAGUUACAUGUCUGGAUUUAUGUUGGAAAAGGAUGUGGUGUAUGCAGAGUUCUUGAAUAGAGUUCAAAGUGGGGAGGUGAAGUUUAGAUCAAAGGGAUUAUGGGAUGUUCCUCAUCCAUGGCUGAAUCUUUUCGUACCAAAAUCUCAGAUAAGUGGUUUUAAUGAUGGAGUUUUUAAGGGCAUUGUCCUUAAACGAAACAUCACCAAAGGACCUGUCCUUGUUUACCCCAUGAACAGACACAAAUGGGAUGAUAGGAUGUCAGCUGUGAUACCAGACGAAGAAGUUUUCUACGCAGUAGGGUUUUUGAUUUCCAGUGGAUUCCAUGAUUGGGAAGCUUUCGACGAUCAAAAUAAGGAAAUACUGAAGUUUUGCGAUGAAAAUGGAAUUGGGGUUAAGCAGUAUCUUCCCCAUUUUACUUCCAAGGAUGAAUGGAUUCAUCAUUUUGGCUCAAAAUGGGAAACUUUUCAGCAGACAAAACACCAGUUUGAUCCAAAAAUGUUAUUGUCGCCAGGACAGAGAAUUUUCAAUUAAGUCAUGGUUUUUUUUUGGGUGUUUUUUAG
Messenger RNA from Hibiscus syriacus, 1619 nucleotides. RefSeq names its product cytokinin dehydrogenase 3-like. Gene Ontology annotation, biological process: cytokinin metabolic process. Lineage: Eukaryota; Viridiplantae; Streptophyta; Magnoliopsida; Malvales; Malvaceae. The coding region runs from base 13 to 1590 and encodes 525 amino acids. Gene Ontology annotation, molecular function: FAD binding; cytokinin dehydrogenase activity. The transcript has 5 exons. The record is from RefSeq and is a predicted model, not a curated record.